AUGUCCUCCGCCAUCCUCGAUGCUUGGGGCGUCGAGCCUCGCGAGCAGUCGCGCUCGCGGAGCUCGCUGGGCUCCAGCGUGUGCCCCAAGUGCCUUGUGACUUGGUCCAACUCGAUCCCAGUCGAAGUCGACCGAAGGUGGGGCUCCAAGGACGGCGAGUGGUCGACGAACGUCGACGAACGUCGACUCGGGCGCUCGGAAGCGCCCUGUCCCAGCAGCGACAUGGCCUGUGUGGAGGGCCUUUGUGCUCCAGUGGCCUAUGGCUUUAUUCACAUGGGUAGGGCGAUGUGGCCCAAAGACGCUUUGAAACUUGAGCCAGGUGCAGAGAGUUUUCAUUCGUGCGCGGACCUGUGUGAUGAUGGGAACUGCACGGGCUUUGUGAUGGAAGACCGGAAGUGUUAUCUCACUUGGAGCUCGGAGCAGCCGAAUCACCAAGAAGGCUCCGGUGACGACUUCAAGUUGGCAGCCUUUCAGAAGGCCACGUGUGCGACCUUUUCCUGCCCGGUGGGCAGUGAGCUGGAUCCCGAAGUGCUGGGGCAGUCGGUGGAUGAAGCGACUUGCUGCAAAUGCUCGAAGCCAGGAUGGGUGAAGGAUUUGCGCUUUGCACCUGCCUUGCAGUGCCAGCAAUGUCCUUUGGGCCACGUGCCGAGCGCGGUGAACGCCAGUCGCUGUGAGCAGUGCCCUGCGGGAAGCUAUGCGCAACCGGG
This is a messenger RNA of Durusdinium trenchii, 707 nucleotides long. Lineage: Eukaryota; Dinophyceae; Suessiales; Symbiodiniaceae. The record is from the annotation of a GenBank genome assembly.